GAAAACUGAGGCAGACGCCUCGAACUCGCCUUUCCGCGACGCCAUGCGGAUCCUCUACGCCCUGGUCGCCGCGACGGCCUUCGCCUUCGCCCCCGCCGCCCCGCCGAGGACAGCCGUCGCCCCGGGCGCGACGCGACGAGGGCGCGACGGGAAGAUCUACGUCGGCGAACCGGAGCCCAUCGAGCAGGUGGGCGACCUGCUGCGCAACCUCGGGCGGGGCCUCGAGCAGGGCGCGCGGGGCGUCAUGGACGACGUCUUCGGCAAGCAGCCCGUGCUGAACCCGAUCCCCAUCGAGAUGCCCCCCGAGGAGCCGGAGGCGAUCCCGGAGAAGGACCCCUUCGACUUCCCGCCGCCGAGCCGACCACACGGCGGCGACUGGGGCCUGGACAGGAGCCAGGUCGACGGCUUCGUGCCGCCGCCCGACGACGCGGCGUGGAUCGCGCCGGGCAAGGUCGUCGCCGCCGCCGACGAGCACGGCCAGUACUACGACGCGACGGUGCUGGAGCUGCGGACGCGCGCCGACGGCGGCAUCGGCGCGGCCUUCGUGCAGUUCAUCGGCUGGGAGGACUGGCCGAGCGAGUGGGUCGCGCGCGAGUCCCUCGCGUACCUGCCGCCGCGGUCCGCGCCGCCCGUCGACGACGCGGCGCUGUCGCCCGAGGCGCUCGCCGAGCGGCGCCGCGUGAACCGGCGGUCCCAGGACUGCUGGCAGUUCGACCAGUUUACGAAGGCCUUCGCGGGCAGCUGGCGCGGGGCCGGCGAGCGCUACGUCGCCGCGGGCCGCGCGUUGGCCGUCGCGGCGACGUUCGACGCCAAACUGGACCUCGAGCGCCGCGACGACGCGACCGUCGCGUCGGCCCACGACGCCUGGGCGCUCGCCGUGUCGGAGCAACGGACGAACUUCGUCGUCCUCGACUCGCUCGGCGACGGCGCCGCGGAACCGGCCCGGGAGGCCGCCGCGCCGCCGCUCGGCGCCGUGACGCUCAAGCCCGCGACCUUCCGCGCCGAGGCCCGCGACGGCGGCGAGCUCGGCGGCACGGCGGCCAACGGCGAGGCCUUCUCGACCGCGCGCGUCGACGGCGACGCGCUGGUCGUCGACGUCUGGGCGCGCGCCGCCGACGACGCGCUCUCGCUCCGCGUCGCCUACGAAAAAACGACCGGCGGCGCCUGGGCCUUCGCCUGCUGCGACCUGGCGCGCUGGUGUCCCGCGGGCGGCGCCGCGGCGCCGGCCGGCGACGCUCUGGGCACGGGCCUCUACGACGUCCACCGCCGGCUGCGCGACAUGGCGACGCGGGGCGCGCUCGACGAGUCCGUCGGCAUCCACGAGCUCCGCCUGCCGGGGCGCGUCACGGCGGCGUUCCCGCGGACCCUCGACCCGGGCCGCGGCGGCCUCAACGCGAACGGCGGCGGCGUCGUCAGCCUCGACCUCGUCGCCGGCGACAUGCGGAUCCAGGUCGACCGCGUCUUCGACACGCCCCUGGGCGACCUCGCGUCCUUCGAGAUCACGGACAUCCUCGUCGACGACGCGGAGAAGUUCCCGGCCAAGCCCCUCCGCCUGCCGGGGCGCGUCACGGCGGCGUUCCCGCGGACCCUCGACCCGGGCCGCGGCGGCCUCAACGCGAACGGCGGCGGCGUCGUCAGCCUCGACCUCGUCGCCGGCGACAUGCGGAUCCAGGUCGACCGCGUCUUCGACACGCCCCUGGGCGACCUCGCGUCCUUCGAGAUCACGGACAUCCUCGUCGACGACGCGGAGAAGUUCCCGGCCAAGCCCGUCGGCAUCCUCACGGCCGGCGGCCUCGCGCCGUGCCUGAGCUCCGCCGUGGGCUUCCUCAUCGAGAAGUACACGCUCGCGGACCCGACGAUCGAGAUCAUCUGUUACGCGUCGGGCUACAAGGGCCUCCUCUCCGGCGACUCGACGGUCGUCACGCCGGCGAUCCGCGAGCAGGCCUCGGCCUUCCAGCUCCACGGCGGGUCGCCCAUCGGCAACUCGCGCGUCAAGCUCACGAACGUCGCGGACUGCGUGAAGCGGGGCCUCUGCCGCGAGGGCGAGGUGCCCCUCGAGGUCGCGGCGCACCAGCUCAAGAAGGACGGCGUGACGAUCCUCCACACCAUCGGCGGCGACGACACGAACACGCAGGCCGCCAAGGUCGCGGAGUAUUUGAAGGAGAACGGCUACCCCAUCUGCGUCGUCGGCCUCCCCAAGACCAUCGACAACGACGUCAUCCCCAUCAAGCAGUCCCUCGGCGCCUGGACGGCGGCGGAGGAGGGCGCCAAGUUCUUCGCCAACGUCGUCAACGAGAUGUCCGCGAACCCGCGCAUGCUGAUCAUCCACGAGUGCAUGGGCCGCGACUGCGGCUACCUCACGGCCGCGACGGCCAAGGCCUACUGCGACAACCUGACGGGGCUGCCCUUCGUGCCGGGCCUGGGGCUCUGCCGCCAGAAGAAGUCGAUCCACGCCGUCUACAUCCCCGAGCUCGCGAUCGACAUCGAGCGGGAGUCGGCGCGCCUCAAGAAGAUCAUGGACAAGUACGACUGCGUCAACAUCUUCCUCUCCGAGGGCGCGGGCGUCAAGGACAUCGUCGCCGAGCUCGAGGCCAAGGGCGAGACCGUGGAGCGCGACGCCUUCGGCCACGUCAAGCUCGACAAGGUGAACCCGGGCGCGUACUUUGCGAAGCAGUUCGCGGCCAAGCUCGGCGCGGAGAAGGUCCUCGUCCAGAAGAGCGGCUACAUGGCCCGCGCGGCGCCGGCCAACGUCGCCGACCGCGCGCUCAUCUCCGCGUGCUGCACGCUCGCCGUCGAGUGCGGCCUCAAGGGCUCGUCGGGCUGCAUCGGCCAGGACGAGGAGCGCGGCGACGUGCUCCGCGAGAUCGAGUUCGACCGCAUCAAGGGCGGCAAGGCCUUCGACACGACCCAGGUCUGGUUCCAGGACAUGCACGCCGCGGCGAUGUGCGGGUGA
Molecule: messenger RNA, 2953 nt
Organism: Aureococcus anophagefferens
Lineage: Eukaryota; Pelagophyceae; Pelagomonadales; Pelagomonadaceae
Exons: 5
Coding region: 44-2953 (969 amino acids)
Biological process (GO): glycolytic process; fructose 6-phosphate metabolic process
Cellular component (GO): cytoplasm
Molecular function (GO): 6-phosphofructokinase activity
Source: RefSeq, a predicted model, not a curated record